AUGGAGGGGGACGACCGGCUCCUCACACCAGAACUUGAAACUGGUGAAGUCCCCGGACGCAGCACGGCUACGUCGAAGUGGGCCGCCCGGAGCCUUGCUGUCGCGGCAGCGCUCCUGCUCACUGCCUUGGCAGCUUGCGGCUUCUUUGACACUAGCCAUGCAGAGGUCUCGAGUACCUUGGCAGAGGCAGACUUAGCUUCUACCGUCAUGGAAUUCGACCUCACCGGUAUGAAGACAGAGAAGUGUUGGCUAAACAAAUCAUUUUGGGUGGAAAAACCGGGAGUGUACCAAAUGAAGGGGACAUCGAAGACACAGCAGAUCAGCCCCGCUGCUUGCCAGCUCCUGUGUGCAUCGACAUACAAAUGCGAACAUUUUUCCUACUGGACCGAUGGUGCCUGUUUGCUGACAAGCUACUUGGCCUACCCCCAAGAGUACACGGGGCCGGAUGACAGCGGAGUCAUUUCGGGUCCACGUGUUUGCAAGGAGGUGAACAAUGGGCCAACAGACCAGUUCAGUGCUUCUGCACUGGGGCUGCCACAAUUUCGGGCCAAGCAGGCGCCUGGCUGUGGUAGCCUACACGACGACUACAAGCUCGCCUGGAGCGCAGAAGGCGAAACCUUCUUUGAUGGUUGGCAGUUUAUCAACAAGAGCGAGACGAGGGGUGCCGAGUGGUACCUGAACAAGACGGAAGCCUUUCAUCGAGGUGUGGUCUUUGCGUCAAAGGCUGGAGCCACGAUGCGUGUCGGGGAGCAGGUGCAGCCCUUUAAGCGCCGCUCAGUCAUGCUGCACUCUGCGCAAGCAUGGCGCCCAGACGUUGGCUUCAUUGUGGUCAUGAAGUACAAGCAUGUGCCAUACGGACCAGGAGUUUGGCCAGCAUUUUGGUUGGUGAACAGUGACACGAGCUGGCCCAAGGGUGGCGAGCUUGACAUCCUUGAAUAUGCGAACGAUGAAACAAACAAGGUGACUUUCCACACCGACAAGAGAUGCAAUCUUAAUGUGAAGAAAAUGUUGCAAUGCUCGGAGGACAUCAAAGACAUCGACCCGAAGAUGAUUGUCAGCUGCUACACCAAUUACAGCGGCAACGAAUUGGGCUGCUUGCCGCCACAAGUCCGAAAGACCGGUGAGUGGUACUCCAAGAAUCCGGGAGUUUUGGCUCUUUUGUGGGACGCCAGUGGAAUUAGCUACUUCCACAUUCCCGAGAGUGAGAUCCCUUCGGAUCUGUCCGCCAAUCAACCGCGACCAAACACUUGGAAGAGCGAGUGGCGAAUGGCCUUCAUGCCCUUUGACGAUGCGUCCUGCAUUGGCAUUGCGAGGCCGCAGGAGAUUGUGCUGAACAUAGCAAUCUGCGGCGACUGGGCUGGCAAUAGCUGGUGGGGCUGUGAAGAAUGCCGUGCGACCGGCUACGUGCCGGACUACUGCAUCCCGGGACAUGUGACCGAGCCAGCCACGGAUUGCUGCACGAUCUACGUCUCCAACCCCUCCGCAGAACAGCCCUUGAAGACAAAGGCGUUCUUUGAUAUUGACUAUGUGAAGGUCUUCGAGCCUGCAUCGUACGAUCUACCAGCAUACCCUGCUGGCACUUAUCGGAAUGGUGGUUUGUUCGGAACAGACAAAUAG
Messenger RNA from Symbiodinium sp. CCMP2456, 1617 nucleotides. The record is from the annotation of a GenBank genome assembly. Lineage: Eukaryota; Dinophyceae; Suessiales; Symbiodiniaceae.